UGUGGGUUUUACGCGGCGUGCCCGCUCGUCCCUGACUGCUCCGUGUCGGACCAUGAAGCAUGGUUCGGUGUUGCUGCCGGGGACGGACGGCGGCGGCGCGCCUUCUGACACAUGUUGGAAAUGACAGCUGAGAAAACUGGACUGAACCUCGGGGAUCAUAAAGGCAGAAGAUAGCAGAGGAAUUCGUGCAUUACAACUAAUCACUUCACUCUGCUGCUCCGAGACCCGACGAGCUAAUGACACGGUUGUAGAGAUGGAGUCCCUGAUGAGUGCGGUGACACCACGCUCCCCAGUGCCUGCCAAGAAGGUGUCAGAGGUGGAUUUCCGCUCGGGAGCCACCCUGGAGCAGCUGUCUGCACAGGUGUCAGAGUUGGUGCUGCUGGAGCAGGGGGACUUUGGAGACCAGACCGCCUUAGAGGUCCACACGGCCAAGGACUUCAUCUUCAAUAUGUUAGGCUUAGUCCAGAAGGUGGACCAGCGUCUCCCAGUGGCCAACGAGUAUCUUCUGCUGUCAGGUGGAGCCCGGGAAGGCGUGUUGGACCUGAACCCAGAGGAGCUGGGUGAUUAUGCUAAAGGCGCUGACUUUGACCUGGACUUCACCUUGCUGGUGCCCGCUUUGAAGCUCCACGACCGCAACCAGCCGGUGACGCUGGACAUGAGACACUCGCCACCCUGCCACUCCUGGCUCAGCCUUCGUCUGUGCGACUCCAAGGUUUUGUCUCGCUGGAGUAUCUGCUGCCAGGAGGAGAAUGGAUUCCUCCACGAAGAUGAAGAGGAGGAGCAAGAACUGGGUAAAGGCUCCAUCCCCUCCCUGGACUCCCCGCAGUCUCUGGACGGAUGCUACUUCUCUCCUACCCUGGUGACGGACUGGUUCUGGGGCGUGGUGAGCGAAGCCGUAGAGGAGCUGCGUCGUAGCCCCCAGAGAGGUAUUCCAACGCCAGAACGACUGGAGAGGAAUGGGCCCCUUGCCACUAUUAUCCUACAGGCGGGCUCCAGCCGGGUGCUGUACGACCUGCUGCCUGUGGUGUCUUUUCGGGGCUGGCCUGCUGUGGCGCAGGGCUGGCUGACUGCCAACCACUUCUGGGACGGCAAAAUCACAGAGGAGGAGGCCAUAUCUGGCUUCUAUCUGCUGCCCUGCUGCUCGCCACUGGGUGGUCGGCCUGACCGGGAGUGGAGGCUGGCUUUCUCACGCAGCGAGGUUCAGUUAAAAAAAUGCAUCCCCUACCCGAUGGCGCAGGCUUUCCAAGCUGCUAAAGCCAUGUUGUCUCGCAUCCUGUCCCGCCCACGUAUGGGCGUCAGCCUCUACCAUCUGCGCACCCUCCUCUUUUGGGCCUGUGACCGGCUGCCUGUCUCCUAUCUGUCCUGCCCUGAUCCAGAUACUCCCAGCCGCCUCCUCUUGGGUCUCCUGGAUGACCUUGCUCACUGCAUUUUGGGGAAAAACUGCCCAAACUACUUCCUUCCCCAGUGCAACAUGUUGGAACAUCUGACCGACAGCCAGGCGCUCCUCGUCGCCAGGAAACUGGCACAUGUCCGCUCGGACCCCAGCGAGCACCUCCAGGCGGCUCUGAACCAGGCCCAGCAGGCGGCCCAGCUGAAGAAGGAGCUGGCAGCUGGCACUAAUGGCCACAGCUCCCCGGGGCAUCACCCGGCGAACGGCAUCAUCUCCCCCUCAGAGGACAAGCUGGCGCAGCGGCUGCAGCAGCUGGUCACAGAGAACCCGGGCAAAUCCAUAUCAGUCUUCCUGAACCCGGAUGAUGUCACCAGGCCACAUUUCCGCAUUGACGACAAGUUCUACUGACGUGAAGAUGCUGCCGGCGGAGGAACACAUCAAAGGGAUGGAAAAUCCAGCCCACUGCUGCCGUUUACCAUCAUGAGGCUGAAUUCAUUAAACAAAGCCUUUGCUGCUCGAAACACUCUUCAAACUAAAAACAAAACGAAACAUGUCCGACUACUGACGGGGGGGCAUGCCCCCACAUACAAACACUACCACCACCACAGAAACAACAGGCGAGAUGCUACCAAGCAAAUCUCCCACUCCUAACAAGCUGGCCUUAAUGAAACUAAUCAGCUGGUGCUUGGCCAGCGCUCGUCACGUGAACUAGGUCCCGCUGAGAUCACCACACAGUGUCAACGUGAGCAUCAGUGUUUUUUUUGUUUUGUUUUGUUUUUCCUUCCCAAUGAUUCUUGUUAUCUGGGCUCUGAUUGGACGGCGCGAUUUCGGAAUGAUAAAGGAACACGCGACGUGGCUGACGUAAUUGAAUGUCAUGUCGGGAGAACUGUCGAGUCUUUGAACAAAGAGGCUUUUUGCUCUUUCAGUUACAUUUUAGCCUCGUGUCAUCUUUUGUCAUCGUUUAAGGUUUUCUCAGGUAAAUUAUUCCCUUUUUAAAGGUCUUGUCUCUUGUUUCAGAGGCAGUUUGUCCGACGUACUCAUUUUCAAUAUCUCAUCGUGUUGGAGCAAACCAAAAAUUGUGAAUUCUGUUUCAACGAGCCGAACAAAGUCCCUCAAUGACACAUUUUUAUAAUCCGCUCGUUGAGCUUAAUCAAUCAUGAUCGUCACGGUUUGCUUUUUCGUUUUCUGAAGCAAACUCUUCCUCCCAUUUCAGCACUUUUACUCGAUAAAUACGUCUGUGUUCUUCACAUAUGAUCACUUUAUUUGUUCUUUAAGUACGGUGGUCAGUAGGGGCCACAGCACAUUCAAAUAAAGAAUUUUAUUUGAAUGUGCAUAUAUUCAUCAACAUGUAGUUGCGUCUAAAAAUAUUUUUCAAAUUUAAAAACGUUUGCAACCACAGAAUACAAACAUAACCUGCUUAACAUGGAGCGGUUUAAUGUGACGUGUCUGCUGCAAAUUCGGACAACAAGCAUAAACACAAACGGAACAGAACACAACAGAACUUUCUGUCCGGAGGACUUUAAUGGACUUCAACUCUUCAGUGCACUCCGAGUCCUCCAUGCAGAACCCCCUGUUUGUGAUGAGUCCUUCUCCUGUGCUGUUGGUAUUGUAAAGCUUUGCAAUGCGUUUCUACUUUUGGGUGCAUUGUGUGAAUUUGUUGCAGGCACAAGAGGUGCUGCAGGUUAUAUUUGUUUGUGUUCUGUGUUUGUCAGCUUUUUAAAAAUUUUUUACACAAUGUUUUUUUGGUGCACCUGCCUGUUGAAUUGAUGCAGAUGUUUUUUAAUUUGCAUUUGUAUUUACUGCUUUUGAUAAUUUUGUCUUUUUGGAAGUGUUGAACCCACCGUAGUUAAGAAUUUCAAAAACUCUAAAACCUGUCUUUGUCAUUUUAAAUAUGGAAUUUAAACAAAAACACAGGCACAGAAUUCUCAGAGGAUCCAGGUUAGAGCGAUUAUUGGCAUCAGGUUUUUCGCAUUCCCGUAAACGAGCUCAGUAUUCUUGCGCCUUUGUCAUUUUGGCCUGAAUAUAAAGUUUAGAAUUAAGUAGAAUCAGGAUUUUUAAAAUUAUUUUCUGAAAUAGUUUUCAGAUGAGUAGAAAGCAUGACAUUUCAAAAUACUUUGCUAUACUACACAAAAACACAAGGCGCAGUUUAAAAUAAUGAAAAGGUGCAUUUUUUUUUUUUUGGUAAGUGUUUUGUUGUUUUUUUUUCCACAGCAGGUGGAUGUCGCUCUCAUCCUGAGAAUAAAUGUGCAGCGAGCAGACCAGCCUCUCAGGCCCGAGACAGCUGCCGCUGUGACACUCCUCUCAUCUUCUAGCUUUCAUGCGCCUUCAUUUUUCUCCCGCUCCCCAUCUGGACUAUAUUUCUGUCUUCAGGUUCUGGAGGUCCGGAGGAGGCUGCAGGCUUGUGGAACUCCUUCAGCUUAAUAUUGCCGUUAAUAAAGCUAAUGUCCUUGCUCCUUAAUUACUGCGAUUUAAACAAUGUACCAACUCAUUGAUGAAAGGGAGUGACAGAUAAACUUGGAUCUGGCAGGUUCUUGCUACACUUUAUCGCUGCGUCCGGCGGUGGUGUAAAAGGCAGGGUACACAAAGCUACAAGCACACGAUCAGUUUCUCGUUUACAUGCUCGAAAACGCAUUCACUUGUUCUUUCUGCUGAGCUAAAGGUUGCUUGCAGAAUGUUACUUGUCAAAACAUUUUGCGUGCUUACUACUGCCUUUUUGUGUGUGUGUGUUUUCGUGCACGACUGUGUGUGUGUUUGGAAUGAAUGUGAGAAAACCAAAGCAUGUUUUUGAGUUGGGGGGAGGAUUCUGGCAGGUGAAUUUCUGUUCAGCUGCCAAGAUUGUGUGUUUUCAGCACUUUUCUGAUUGUAGAUUUACAAAAAAAAAAAAAAACAAUAACAGGAAAAAAAAUGACAGCACAGUUGCAAUAUCAUAAACAUGUACAGUAGAUAGCGACACUUUGCUAAUCAUUGCCCCCUGUCUUAAAGGGGUCAUAUUGUGAAAAACUGUUUACAAUUAUAAAUGAGUAUGGUUGGGGUUUUACAUUAAAGUACAAAAAAAUGCGUGUGUUCAUACAGAAAGUCAUCUGCUAUCAGCAAAAUUUCAUCUUGAAACAGCUCCAUUUAGACUUCACGUAACAUAUUAGGACUACCGUUUUGAACUUUCUGAAACACACCCACCUGGUUGUUGCAACCCCUGUUAAAAUGAUCAUAUUUACUGUAACUAAUUAGUGUAGCGCCAUUCCAACAACGGUCACUAGUGUCAAAAUUAUUACCACAGCAGUCAAAAUCGCAUGGAAAAGUGAUUAUCGAAACCCAGAUGCUUGUAUUCAACAUUCAUGGUUUAACAAGCAAAGUUAGGCCAUCAAGUUCUUAGGUUUAUAGGUUUAUUGUGAGAUAAAUCAUUUUCUUAAUUAUUACACUAAUUACAGUUGCAGUUGAAUUUCCUGUUGGCUGUCAUAAUGACUAACUCAGCAGUGGUUUGCAGCAGAGGAGGUGCUGGAAGCACCACGCACAGAAAUGCUUCAUUUCUUGGUGAUCUGUUGAUUGUUGUUGAAGUCUCAUAUUUUUAUUAUCUUUUAAAAUAUAUAUGCUCUGGUAAUGACCCCUUUAAUGUUUGAGACAGCAAUGUGUCAGGCGUGUUUCUCACUUUUCCCCUUAGCGGGCAAAGUUAGACAUGAGUGGACUUAAGUUUUGUUUUGUUCUGAUGAAAAUUGAAUCGUACAUUGUGCUCUUUUACCAUCAUGUUUCCUCGAUAUGCAAUCAUCCCCUUUGUGGAAGAACAACAUGCUGUUUACAGGCACCACAUGGAACACAAACAUCGCUCGUGUCUCUCUGUGCUACUUUUAUUUGUAAUCAAUCAAACCUGCGCUGAAACCUCCGGCGAUUCUAUUUAAGAUGUGCGAUUACUGCUGUGGAAUGUAUCCACCUUAUCUUACAUUCACCCCAGGCCACAGAUGGAUUCUGGGAUAAAGAAUCUCUAUUCAAUCCUGUUUGAGGAAUUUCAUUUCACAUCUCAUAGCUUUGAAUUUUAUGCUUUUAUUCUUUUAAAUAAGUGCAAAUAAGUUCUCUGUAACACUGAUUCUGCUGUAUUUGUUUUUUUUUAAAUGGUUUAUAUUGAUUCAAGCUUCAGCAUGAAAUAAAUCACCACUUCAUUUAUCAAAA
This is a messenger RNA of Thalassophryne amazonica, 5548 nucleotides long. It is a transcript of the gene tmem102, whose product is annotated as transmembrane protein 102. The record is from RefSeq and is a predicted model, not a curated record. Bases 254 to 1798 code for a protein of 514 amino acids. NCBI's taxonomy places the organism in Eukaryota, Metazoa, Chordata, Actinopteri, Batrachoidiformes, Batrachoididae. The transcript has 6 exons.